AUUCUUAUCACACUAAGUUUGCUUCUCUUCCUUUACGCUUAAAAAACUUCAACGUCUCAAUUUUUUUUUGUGAGUGGUAUUGUGAUGCGUACAGGGGCUUAUACCGUGCACCAGACGCUAACACCAGAGGCUGCUUCAGUUUUGAAGCAAUCUCUAACCUUAGCAAGAAGAAGAGGCCAUUCUCAGGUCACUCCUCUUCACGUCGCUUCCACACUUUUAACUUCCACAAGAUCAAAUCUUUUUCGAAGGGCAUGUCUCAAAUCUCAUCCUCUCACAUCCCUUGGUCGUCACAUAGCACACCCUUCUCUCCAUUGCCGAGCUCUCGAGCUCUGUUUCAACGUUGCCCUCAACAGGCUUCCCACCAAUGCAAACCCUCUGUUUCAGACUCAGCCGUCUCUCUCCAACGCCUUGGUCGCAGCACUGAAGAGAGCACAGGCUCACCAGAGGAGAGGGUGUGUGGAGCAGCAGAGCCAACAAAACCAACCGUUCUUGGCGGUUAAAGUCGAGCUCGAGCAGCUCGUUGCGUCGAUUCUUGAUGAUCCUAGUGUGAGCAGAGUGAUGAGAGAAGCUGGACUCUCUAGCGUCUUCGUGAAGAGUAACAUUGAAGAUGAUUCCUCUGUUGUUUCCCCUGUUUUCUAUGGCUCUUCUUCCUCCGUUGGUGUAUUCUCUUCACCUUGCUCACCUACUUCUAGUGAUAACAAUCAAGGAGGAGGGACUUUAAGCCCUAACCCUAGUAAGUUCUUGAACUCUCAUCAUCACUCCUUUGAGCAGAACCCGUUUUUUCAUUCCCCUAAAGGAAAGAUCUCUACUCAAGAUCAAGCUAGAGAAGACGCAAACCCUGUGAUUGAAGUGCUUCUAGGGAAGAAGAACAGAGACAAGAGGAACACAGUCAUAGUUGGAGACUCUGUGUCUUUAACAGAAGGAGUGGUUUCAAAACUCAUGAGUAGAGUUGAGAGAGGAGAAGUGCCAGAUGAUUUAAAGCAAACCCAUUUCAUCAAGUUUCAGUUUUCUCAAGUUGGGUUGAGUUACAUGAAGAAGGAGGAUAUAGAGGGACAAGUUAGAGAGCUGAAGAGGAAGAUUGAUUCUUUCACAUCUUGGGGUGGUAAAGGUGUGAUUGUAUGCCUCGGUGAUCUGAAUUGGGCUGUGUGGAGCGGUCUUAAGAGCUCAUCCUCUUCGCAUUACAGCGCAGUGGAUCAUCUAGUGGAGGAGAUAGGGAGGUUGGUUUACAAUUACAGCAACUCAGAAGCUAAAGUUUGGCUUUUGGGGACAGCUUCUUACCAAACAUACAUGAAGUGUCAAAUGAAGCAACCUCCACUUGACGUUCAAUGGGCUCUUCAAGCUGUUUCAGUUCCUUUAGGAGGACUUUCACUAGCCCUCCAUGCUGCAAGUGGUAAGGGUUAUGAGGUGGCUCCUCAAGUGAUGGAGAUGAAGCCUUUUAGAGUUAAGGAAGAAGAAGAAGAGGAGGAAGAAGAUAAACUCAAUUUUUGUGGAGAAUGCGCUUUUAACUAUGAGAAAGAAGCAAAAGCUUUUAUAUCAGCUCAACACAAAAUCUUACCUCCGUGGCUGCAACCUCACGGUGAUGCCAACAACAUUAACAAAAAGUUUCAGGAUGAGUUGAGUGGACUGAGGAAGAAAUGGAACCGGUUCUGUCAAGCUAUUCACCACAAGAAACAGAGCAGCUCUGUUUUACAGGAUUCCACAGCCACCGUUUCUUUCGUGGACUCACGUGAAUCUAGCUCUGUGGCUAAGUUCAGACGACAGAACUCGUGUACUAUCGAGUUUAGUUUCGGGAGUAAUCAUCAAGAAUGUCUAAAGAAGAACCUAACCGAUAAACUGAUGAGUUUAGAUGGGUUCAAGAUUAGCAAUGAUGAAGGUGUGGAAACCAAGAUUACUCUUGCACUUGGUCAUUCUCCAUUUCCAUCUGAUGUAGAGAACUCUGAUGAAGAAGAAGAAGAGCCAGAGAGAGAGAUUGCAAUGAGACAAUUAUCAGAGAAGCUUCACGAGAACAUUCCAUGGCAAAGUCAAGCUCUUCCUUCAGUCGUUGAAGCAAUGGAAGAAUCUUUAAAGAGGAGAGAUGUUUGGAUGCUGGUUUCGGGGAACGACGUGACUGCGAAAAGAAGAUUGGCUCUUACGAUCACAACUUCUCUUUUCGGGUCAGUCGAUAACAUGCUCAAGAUUAAUCUGAGAGCAUCCAAGGCAAGUGAAGCUUGCGAGGAGCUGGAGAAGGCGUUGAAGGACCGAGAAGAGGUUGUUGUUUUGAUAGAGAACGUUGAUUUAGCUGAUGAUCGGUUCGGUAAACUCCUCGUUGAUCGAUUCGAGGCUGGAGAUUUGGAUGAUUCUCAAGGAAAGAGGAGUCAAAUGAUCUUUCUUUUGACGAGAGACGAUGAUGAAUGCAUGGAGAACGAACAUGUUGUUAUACCAAAGAUGUUGAAGUGUAAGAACUCAAGUUCUAUUUUGGUCAACCACAAGAGGAAACAUGAAUCUGUUGCUGCACCAACGAUGAUUAAGAGGAAGAAUCCGAAAAUCCAAGAGGAGGAUGUGGCUUGCGAAACAAGCAACAUCAAGAAAGAGUUCUCAAGGCAGCUGAGUUUGGGAUCAAAUGCUCUAGACCUCAACUUAAGAGUUGAUACCGCCGAAGAAGAAGAAGCUAAACCGAUCACUCAAAUCUCAAGCGUGUUUCAAGAACGUCUUCUAGGCUCGAUCAAGAACCGGUUUGAUUUCACAGUUUUAUCAAACGAAGAUAUAACUAAGUUUUUCGUGGAGAAGUUCGAAGAGUCUUGCGAGGAGAUCCUCGGGAAACGGGAAGAGAGAUUCAGGUUCACCGUCGACGCUGAAUCGAUCGAGAAGUUAUACAAAGGGUGUGGGUUUUGUGCUAACAGUUUGUUCGAAGAGUGGGUGAAAGAAGUUUUUCAAGCGGGUUUAUUAACGGUCAAAAACGGCGGGAAUGAGGGCAUAAGUGUAAUUAACGUAUGUUUGGGAGGUAUAGAUAUGAUUGACCAAGGGGAGAAGGUAUACGAGGAGGAAGGAUUCAAGGGCACUUGUCUACCCAGUAGAAUCCAAGUUUUCUUUAAUGGUUAGAUUUGGUUUUAAUUUCUGUUUUUAUUUUCUAUUCAUAACCAUAUGUACGACAUACUAUGCUAAGUUGCAAUUAUAAUCAUAUAGUAUAUGUAUUAGUUAUGACCAAGAAAA
Raphanus sativus (radish) is the source of this 3189-nucleotide messenger RNA. RefSeq names its product protein SMAX1-LIKE 4-like. NCBI's taxonomy places the organism in Eukaryota, Viridiplantae, Streptophyta, Magnoliopsida, Brassicales, Brassicaceae. Bases 85 to 3078 code for a protein of 997 amino acids. The transcript is spliced from 3 exons. The record is from RefSeq and is a predicted model, not a curated record.